CAGCUUCCUCCUCCUCCCUCUCUAAGCUGAAUCUUGAUUCUUGAAUCUGCUUCUGCAGUUGAUUCUCUUCCUUUAUUCCAAAGUCUCGUUAUUUUUUCAAGAGAUUAGUAUAAGCAAAUGGCUUCAUACUACGCUGGGUUUUCAAGUUAUGAAGAGCCACACUUUUUGGAAUCUUGCUCUCUUUGCCGUAAACACCUUCCUCGUAACUCAGACAUCUUCAUGUACAGAGGAGACAAGGCGUUUUGUAGCAAUGAGUGUAGAGAAGAACAGAUCGAGUCUGAUGAAGCCAAGGAGAAAAGCUGGAAACUUUCUUCAAGAUCUCUCCGUAAAAAAUCUUCCGAAGCAUCAAAAGAUUGCAAAACCGUUCGGACAGGAACCCUCGUGGUGGCUUAGUUAAAAAAGAAAAAAGAAAAAAACUUUUAUUACAUAAAAGCAAAUAGCUUUUUCUAUAUAUAUCCUUCGAAAGCCCUUCUUAAGAAACAACCUGAGUAGAUUUGCUCUGUGUCUCUCUAUGUAUCUGGAUCGGAGAUGAUUAGGGUUCUGGGAAAGCUGUAAAGAUCUGGUUCUGCCUAAAUGAACCAAGAGCUUGGGGAGUAGGAGAAGUGUGGUCUAGGGUUUAAUUGGCGGGGUUUAAAUUUUGUUUCAUGUUACAACAAGAAACAGAGCAUACUAUGUUCUAAUAAAUUCAAUUUCUUUUUUUUAUCUAA
Molecule: messenger RNA, 707 nt
Organism: Raphanus sativus (radish)
Lineage: Eukaryota; Viridiplantae; Streptophyta; Magnoliopsida; Brassicales; Brassicaceae
Product: FCS-Like Zinc finger 3
Exons: 2
Coding region: 118-393 (91 amino acids)
Source: RefSeq, a predicted model, not a curated record